UUUCUUUUCUAACCUCAGCGACCCUGGCAAAAAUGUUUCUCUUAUAAUUACAAACAGUACAUCUUGCAGUGAAAACGCAGGAAUAUAUCAACCAACUAUGAAUGGAAAUUUGAAAUAUUACUAUCUCAAUCAUCCAUACGACAUCUGCAUUGGCAGUUCAUCUGUAGUCAGUGGUGGUGAAUGGGAGCCUCGAGAAAAUGAGAAUGUCAGUAUUGUGGAAAAUAUAUGUAAAGUGAAUAAUUCGUGCAAACUUAACUACGUAUACGAAAAAAAAUUCAACGAUGGAGACCACUUAACCAUCAAUUGCUCUGAAUCAUGCUCUGAUUGGGUCAUCGAUGUGCGAUCAGCUGACUUUGGUGUUUUGAUGAAAGAUAGUGGCCCAGAUAGUAAACCAUAUAGGAUAUCAUUGACUAAGAAAGAUUGUCUAUCAUCAUCAGCGUUGAAUGUUGUAAAAACUGACUGUGAUGACAAAAGUCAUUGUCAUUUUCCCAUAAGGAAAAGUGACUUUUUGCUUUCUCCCAAUCAAUGUGGGGAAUCUUUGAAAUUACUAGUUCGUUACACUUGCAAAAUCCAGGUAUUGUGA
Xenia sp. Carnegie-2017 is the source of this 583-nucleotide messenger RNA. RefSeq lists its product as uncharacterized. Bases 98 to 583 code for a protein of 161 amino acids. The transcript is spliced from 2 exons. The record is from RefSeq and is a predicted model, not a curated record. Gene Ontology annotation, molecular function: carbohydrate binding. Lineage: Eukaryota; Metazoa; Cnidaria; Anthozoa; Malacalcyonacea; Xeniidae.